AUGAUGUCGUAUCUUAAGCAACCACCUUACACAGUCAAUGGACUGAGCAUAACUACCUCCGGGAUGGAUCUGCUACAUCCGUCCGUGGGCUAUCCAGGUAAGUUGUCGGCUUUUUAUGUUGCAAUGAUGUUUUUAUCUGCAGCUACACCUCGUAAGCAGAGACGCGAAAGAACUACCUACACGCGCGCUCAGCUAGACAUUCUAGAGGCCCUCUUCGGCAAGACCCGCUACCCUGACAUAUUCAUGCGGGAGGAGGUGGCCUUAAAGAUAAACCUGCCUGAGUCUCGCGUACAGGUCUGGUUUAAGAACCGAAGAGCGAAAUGUCGUCAGCAGCAACAGCAGCAGCAGACCGGGGGAGCGAACAAGAUUCGGCCAGUCAAAAAGAAAAGUUCUCCGGUCAGAGAAGCGAGCUCUGAGAGUGGGGCGAGUGGCCAGUUCACACCCCCUACCAUUACCUCCGUCCCUACCGUCUCCACCAGUAGUGCGCCGGUGUCCAUCUGGAGCCCAGCUUCAAUCUCCCCCCUGUCCGAUCACCUCUCUACCUCUUCAUCCUGUAUGCAACGGUCGUACCCGAUUACUUAUUCGCAAGCAUCCGGAUACGGUCAAAGUUAUGGUGGAUCAUCUUCUUACUUUAGUGGGAUGGACUGCGGGUCUUACCUCUCCUCCAUGCCUCACCAAAUAGCAGGGCCGGGGUCUGCGCUUAGUCCAAUGAGUGCCAAUACUGUUACCAGUCAUCUCAACCAGUCCCCAGCUUCGCUACCUGCGCAGAGCUACGGAGCUUCUGGACUGGGGUUCAACUCUGUCGCCGACUGCUUGGAUUACAAAGAUCAAGCUGCAUCCUGGAAAUUGAACUUUAAUGCCGAGGGCUUGGAUUACAAAGAUCAGACCUCGUCUUGGAAAUUCCAGGUUUUGUGA
This is a messenger RNA of Conger conger (European conger), 915 nucleotides long. RefSeq names its product homeobox protein OTX2-like. Gene Ontology annotation, biological process: regulation of transcription by RNA polymerase II; multicellular organism development. The record is from RefSeq and is a predicted model, not a curated record. The transcript is spliced from 3 exons. Bases 1 to 915 code for a protein of 304 amino acids. Gene Ontology annotation, cellular component: nucleus. NCBI's taxonomy places the organism in Eukaryota, Metazoa, Chordata, Actinopteri, Anguilliformes, Congridae. Gene Ontology annotation, molecular function: RNA polymerase II cis-regulatory region sequence-specific DNA binding; DNA-binding transcription factor activity, RNA polymerase II-specific.